AUGCUUCCAAGUAGAGGGCUGCGGCCAGGCCAUUUCGCCCCUUUAGCUUUACGACAGUCGACAAUAGUUCGUUCUCAUGCUUCAAGAAAGUUCUCUUCUCUUCCCGCAACCGCUAGCCUCUCCGCUCCAUCAUGUCGAACAAGCCCGCUUCAGUCCGCUCGGUGGAGAACGGGCGCAACGGGGAGAUCGAAUGUCCUCUUGACCGCAUCAUCUGUUCGCUAUGGAUCAUGGUAUGCUCCUUGGAGUUGGGGGAGAUCUAGUACACCGACUGGCCCCGCCGAACAAGUCCCAAUAGCCGAAAUCUCACAUCAACCCGGUACCCUAUCUUCGACUCAACCCGCCUCCGAAUUUGCAAAACAUGCCGAACCCGUCGUCACCACGGCUACCCCAGAACUCGCUCCUGCAGGCAUUGACAAGGCUGCGUUUGUAGACCGAACAUCGAGUGCAACGGGCCCAACCGCAGAAAGCGCCUCGACAUGGAGUGACGCAAAGACUUUCGAAGAACUGCUCAGCGAUGACCCCACCAAAGACGUUCUGCCCAAAGCCGAGUUCGACCCUACUCAGCUAAUCGAUCACGCCGGACACUUGAAGGAACUGGGUCUGGACUAUGGUUAUGGCAUGACGACCGUGUUCGAAAGGACCAUUGAGUCGAUCUACCUGUCCUCGGGCUGGGGUUGGGCCGGUUCCAUCAUGGCCGCCGGUGUAGUGGUUCGCUGCGCAACCUUCUUCUUCCAGGCCCUCAGCUCGGACAAGAUGGCAGCUAUGGCCUCAUUGAAACCCGUCACUCAGCCUCUGCAAGAGAAGAUGGAGGCCGCGAUUGCAAAGGGUGACAAGCAACAAGCCGAGUUAUUAAGGUUGCAACAGCAAGAGAUUAUGAAGCCGCACGUGGGAGGUUUCCUAUCCAUGGGAGGGUUCAUGAUUGUUCAGGGUUGGAUUGGUUUCUCCGCUUUCAGGUUUUUGAGGGCCAUGGGCGAGCUGCCCGUCCCUGGCAUGAACCAGGAUGGCUUCUUGUGGUUCUCGGAUCUAACGGUUCGCGACCCGUACUUCAUCUUGCCAGCUGCGACUACGGCGAUCAUGUACACGGUCUUCAAGACUGGCGGCGAAACCGGUGUUCAAAAUGACGUCGGACAAGCAGCCCAGAGACAGAAGAUGUUCACCGGUCUAGCCAUCUUCCUCGGUAUCGUCACUGCUUUCCAGGCCUCCGCUCUUCAACUAUACUUCCUGAUGUCAGGUAUUAUGGGUGGUCUUACAGGCUGGCUCCUCCGUCAAAACAGCUUCAGACGCAUGAUCAAUAUCCGCACACUGCCUAGCAAGGAGAGCAACGAGAUGUAUUCCAGGGUUGUGAAAGGCGAGUUGAAGUUGAAAGAUGUCAAGACCCGCGACGGAAAGAUCCGUUACCAAUCACCAAAACCUACGAUCAAACCGGAAAACCGCCGCAACUCGACAACAUUGUCUGGCAUCAACAUCAAGGCUGGAACUGCCCUCCCCGCGCACUUGAAGCCUGAAGCCCCUAAGGUCGAUACAGACCGACCCAGGCUUCAGGAUGAUGACUUCGAGGAAGGCACUCAAGGCAAGCCACUGAUGCAGAAGUUGGAUUACUAUAGGAGGAAUUAUAGGAUUAGUUAUAUGUGGAGGAGGAUGACGAGUGGUGUGGAGGAUAUGGGGCGAAAGGCAGGCUACGGCGGACCGAAGAUGACGAAGGAGCAGGAAAAGAGGAAGCGGAAGGCGGAGGAGUAUGAGAUUGAGAGGCGGAGGAGGUUUGAGAAUCGGCAGUAG
Messenger RNA from Cucurbitaria berberidis CBS 394.84, 1776 nucleotides. Its product is annotated as mitochondrial export translocase Oxa1. Lineage: Eukaryota; Fungi; Ascomycota; Dothideomycetes; Pleosporales; Cucurbitariaceae. Gene Ontology annotation, molecular function: membrane insertase activity. Gene Ontology annotation, cellular component: mitochondrial inner membrane. The coding region runs from base 1 to 1776 and encodes 591 amino acids. Gene Ontology annotation, biological process: mitochondrial respiratory chain complex IV assembly; protein insertion into mitochondrial inner membrane from matrix. The transcript is spliced from 3 exons. The record is from RefSeq and is a predicted model, not a curated record.